AUGCCUACUCCCGGUCGCGGCGGACGGUCGACUCGAAUCACGCCACUUCCUGAGCACCCGGGAAAUAUAUACCGGCCAUUCGCGGAGCUCAUCGACAUUGAGAAGAUCGACGACCGAACAUAUCGUAGCAUCGCACCAGCAUUCUCCCCAGGUGGACCUCUCGGCGCAGGACGAUCCUACGGCGCUCAUGUCUACAGUCAAGCGGCAUGGGCGGCAUCGCAAACAGUUGCUCCAGGCUUCCUACUACACAAUGUUUCGGGCAACUUCCUCCUCGGCGGAGAGCUGAACGUCCCCUUCGUGUACAAAGUCCACAUCAUCCGCAAUGGCCGGUCAUACUGCACUCGCAUCGUCAAUGUCACUCAAAGCCAGGGCAAAGGAAUCUGCUUCACUUGCAUCUGCUCCUUCAAAACGCCGGAGCACGACCAGUUCGACGCCCAGGAAGAUCUCAACUUGUAUGAGAAGUACUCUUCCGCACUACAAGGGAAGAAACCAACCGACUUCCCAGAAGUCCCCGGCAUGGACCUGCCUUUCUAUCGGAAGCUUCGCGAGGAGACUGGCAUCAACGACAAAUUUCCUGGCCUGGAGUGUCGCAAGGUCGACAUGUCAGCGUACAACGGAGAUCGACAUCCUCUCGACCGGAGACAGCUCAUUUUCUUCCGCACCAUCGGCGACCUACCGGAUGAACACAACAUGCAUCUCUGCGCUCAUCUGUACGCUUCCGAUCGGAACAGUCUGUAUAUUGUUGCGAAUCACUUUGAGUUGGCGGACCAUUAUACCGGUAUGGGGAGUCUGGCGCAUACUUUCAUCUUCCACAGUCCGGCUAGAGCGAUGAUGUUUGGCUCGACGGGCGCAGACGAUAGGUCAAAGUCGCCGAUGCAUGACCAAAGCGGCCGCUGGUUUUGUAUGGAGAUCUGGGGCAGCCGGUUGGGCGGUGGGCGAGGCGUGCACCAUUGUAGGAUAUGGAACAGCGAUGGACAGCAUGUUGCGACCUCGAUCCAGGAUGGGAUGAUCCGAUUGGCGGCGAACCCACAGAGACCGACUGACGACGAAUUGAAGUUCGUGGACUCGACGACUCGGAAGUGGAGCUCUGUUCGGAGGGAGAAGCUGUGA
Zymoseptoria tritici IPO323 is the source of this 1110-nucleotide messenger RNA. RefSeq lists its product as uncharacterized. The transcript has a single exon. Lineage: Eukaryota; Fungi; Ascomycota; Dothideomycetes; Mycosphaerellales; Mycosphaerellaceae. Gene Ontology annotation, molecular function: fatty acyl-CoA hydrolase activity. The record is from RefSeq and is a predicted model, not a curated record. Gene Ontology annotation, cellular component: peroxisomal matrix. Bases 1 to 1110 code for a protein of 369 amino acids. Gene Ontology annotation, biological process: acyl-CoA metabolic process; fatty acid catabolic process.